UAUGUUCCCAAGUUAAUUGAAGUAAAAAUGAAUAUUUGAUGUCGUAAACAGAGUAAGGCAGCAACAAAUGGUCAGAAAAGACAAAUUAUCCUACAGCUAAUGUAACUAUCAUCAUCAUCAUUAGGUCGAGCUUGUUCGGUAUUCCAUGACACGCUUCCUCCACCUUUCUCUGUCUUCCAUUGCAAUUGGUAGAUCUUUAAUUCUGCAUCCUGUGUCAUCCAUCAGUUGGUCAAUGCAGGUCUUUUUCGGGCGUCCUCUCGGCUGAUGUCCAUGUGUUGGCUUCCAGAGUAAUACAUCCCCUGCUAGUUCUUCUUUACUGCGCCAACAAUGUCCUGCGAAUCUCGUCCUUUGUUGCUGUAGCGACUUACUGAUUGGCGGGAUGUGACCGUAGAGCUCUACAUUUGUGGGGUGGUCCUUCCAUGAUCUGUUUAAGGCAGCGCGUAGCAUUCUAGUGUAUGCUCAAUCGAUUUUCUUUUCCAGAUGUGUUGUUAAGGUCCAGGAGACUGAACCAUAUAAAAGGACGGUUUCCACUGCUGCUCGAAAGAAGUUUCUCUUCAGGUUGUCUGGGAGGUUUAAUUUCCAUAUCUUGUCAAGUUCAUUUAGAGCAUCCCACGCCUUUCCUAGUCUGAUGUUAACAUCAUGUUCGGCAGAGGCGAUGUAGCUUCCCAGUGAUUAAAGCAGUGGAUAUAGCUCGUGAAAAGAAAGCUCGUCAUUGGGAAUCGGCAUAUACAUUCAGUGAAAGAGGACGAUAACCAUGGCGUCAUGGAGUGAAUACCAGACUGAAAGUGAAGAAGAAGCUUUAGCCAAGGCAAUGGAACUUUCGCUUAUGGAAGAUAAAAAAUCGUCAAGAAAAGCGGAGUUCCCGAUUCACAUCGGUGAAGAGACAUCAGAUGGCAGACUAUCAUCGAGAGAAGCCCCCUCGCCAUCAUCCUCUACUUAUCACAGACAAGGCUUGUAUAGCAGAGGAGAGAGUUUGGUAUCGGGAGUUGAUCCUCACAGUGGCCUUGGUCAAAAAAAGGCGGAAUUCCAGAAAGAGAGCGGUGAACUGAGAACAGGUAGGGCACCUUUAUCGCCCCGACAUAGCUCGUCAUUGUCACAGUCACGUGGAAGGAAGACCCAGCAAUUGCAAAGGGAUCCCACAAGUACUCAAAGGGCUGUUUCUCAGAGGACUGGUGAUAAAACUGCAAGAGCAAUCCCUCUCUGUCUUCCUAACAAUUAUCGGUGGGAUUCUAGGACUCGUCAAUGUGUUAACACCAAUGAAGUUCGUUCUUCAUUGUAUGUAGUUGAAGAGGCACUUGAGGAGCUGAGGAAAGUCAAAGGCCCAGUGUGCACCGUUGCUGUCGCUGGUCCUUUACGGAAAGGAAAGUCUUACAUUUUGAGUGAGGCUUUUGAUCAACCAGGAGUAUUCCCUCUAGGACACGAAUUUGAUCCGGAGACCAUGGGAAUCUGGAUGUGGAUCGUGCCAGAGAAAUAUAAGGACUUAAGUGGCCAGGACGUCACAGUGGUGCUGUUGGAUUCAGAGGGUGUUGACGCUGCUUUCAGUGAGGGUCGUGAUGACAAUCAGAUAUUUACUUUAACCGUUCUGCUGGCUUCCGUGCUUAUUUAUAACUCACGUGGUGUUCCCACAAGGCGUGAUCUCGAUAGCCUGCACUUUAUCUCAAAGCUGUCUAAACGAAUCCAUGCAAGAUCUAACUGGAAAGAGACUGCUAAGAAAAAAGAAGAGGAGUUCUUACACAGAACUUUUCCUUUCUUUAUUUUGUUGCUGAGAGAUGUAGCGCUCUCCAUUCCACGCGACUGCAAAGACGUCAAGGAUUACUUCUUGAAAAAGGUCUUCCGUCAGAAUGCUCCCCGAAGUAGGAAUGAUGUACCAGAUGUAGCCGAGGGCAUCUUGAGGUUCUUUCCUGGUUUUAAUGCGUUUGCCCUAUCCCCUCCUUCAACUGAUCCAAAUGUGUUAAUCAAUCUUAACACAAAGAAGGAUCAUUUACAGCCUCAAUUUUUGAGUGAAUUAGAGCAGUUUAAGAAGAUGAUAAAGUCCAUGCUAGUCCCAAAACACAGCUGCAACAAAGGAGAGCUUAUAACUGGAGAAGGUCUUGCCGCCCUGGUCACCCACUACGUUUACCGUGCCAUCAACACUCCUGAUGUGGUUCCAAACGUUCAGGUCGCGUGGGAUCAGUUUGUAAAAGACAAGUGCUCAGGUACCAUAAAGAAAUGUCAACAGAAAUAUAACGAGCUUAUGGACUUAAAACUACCAUGUGAUAAUGCUGAGAUACACUUCCGUCACGAAUUCGCAAUGGAGGAAACUAAAGAUCUGUUCAAGGCGGAAAUGUCUGGCAUUUCAACAACCACAGUGGAGAAGCAACUGAGGGAACUGAAGGGUUUUUUCGAGAAACGGUUGAACGAACGGAGGACUAAGAAUUCAAGGUUAACAAGACAAUUCUGUGAUAAUCUUCUGUUACAACUAAAAACAAAACACCUAGAUCCAGUCAUUGAGCAGCUUCAAGGAAGAGAAGGUUCGAAAUUAUCAUUCGAUGACAUCCUGAACGUUUACCGACAUAUCAAAGAUGACUACGAGGCAGAAGCAAAGGGUGCUAAAGAUGCCAUUGCUGAGGCGUUCUCCGACUUUCAUUCCAAACUAGCUGCGGAUACAAAACACUACCGUGAUAAACUGAAACAACUGAAAGAUUUUGACCAAACAGCCGCAAGGGAAAUAGUAGCAGCAGCUUUCAUAGAGCGAGAAAGGAGACGGCUUGAGGAAGUCAACGCUAGUUUACAACAGGAAAAUCGAGCAAUGGAAAAGGAGAUGCAAAUGCUGAUUGCUAGAUCAGAAAAGGAGAAAGCUGGACUGCUAGUGCUAAAGGAAGAAAUGAUGAAAAAGGAGCGCGAACAAUCGCAGAAUAUGCAGCAGGCAGGCCUGAUAGAAGCUCAGCAACAAAGAGAAACCUACAUCCAAGAAAACCAAGCCCUUAGUGAGUGGCUAUUGGAGCUGCAAAAUGAAAACGAGGAACAAAUGAAAGUGAUGAAGAGCAUUUCAGAAAUGAUCGUUGUACACCAAAGUGAGAAAGAGCAGCUGCUUGAUCAAAUGAAGACACUUUCACCUGAAGAGUUAACAAAGUCAUUGAAGAGGCUAGAAAGAAGGCAAUCAGAAGAAGUAAAUGCGCUCCUGAUGAAGAUGGAAGCUCUUGUGGGUGGUAUCAAAUCAAGCGGUGGGGAAGACUUCAACGCCACAACGAAAGAUGACGAAUGUGCUAAAAAGCUGGAGGAUUUGCCCGACAUCAUGACUUCGAGGGCACAAAUCGCUCGGGGUCUACACCAAAGGAUAGCAGAAAACGAAAGAGAUCAAAGGGAUCUCAAAACGGGUGAAAUCCUCAAGAAAGUUCUCAAGUUUAUGGGAGAUGUUGCACCAGCGGUCGGCGAGGUAGCAGCUCUUCAUCCAACGUGUUCACCUUAUGCUAGGCCAGUGGCCCAAGCCGUGCAAAGCAUCGCCCAAGCUGUACAGCCUCUUGACUGUAGUAUCAUGUAGCUAUUAUCUCCAGAAGAUUUCUUGAAUACGUUCGCAGAAAUAGACCGUGGGCUAGAAGCUAAAUAAUACGAAACUUUGUUUGGGAUUUCAUUACAGUAACCAGUGAAAAUUAUAUAGAAUUAAUAGGGAAGAGAACAGCAGUGGGACUUUUUAGAGUUUUGCAAAAAAAAAUUGUUGAAGUAGAUUGCGUCUUUGUUCCUACUAUAACAAUAACACAUUCUAAUACGACUAUUUACUAAAUUAAGCCGUGUAACAGCUAACAUUGAGGGUAAUCUGCAGUCUUGCUACAAGGUCCAAACGUGCAUCACCUUUAUUCUUGAAAAAGUGGAAUUAAAAGAAAAAAAGAUUUUCGGAACUCUUGGAAUCUUUAAAAUUCCAGAGUAGCUCUUCAACUUGCUAGUCUUUUAUACGUGCACUUAUUUCAUUUCCAUCG
Messenger RNA from Pocillopora verrucosa, 3953 nucleotides. NCBI's taxonomy places the organism in Eukaryota, Metazoa, Cnidaria, Anthozoa, Scleractinia, Pocilloporidae. The record is from RefSeq and is a predicted model, not a curated record.